CUAUCGCCUACACUCUCCUUCUCUUCCGCAGAAGCCGUGUGCCAAAACGCGCGAAGCUCUGCAAUUAAUCUUCUCAUCCCAAUCGGAAAUCCAAACUUCCGAGAAAUUUUAACGAUUUAUUCUCAAAGUUUGUUCGACAAACUGAGCUGUUUCGAUCUCUCUCUCGCUCGCUCCUGUUUCGUAAUUGGAAUCGCGUCGGAAGGUUUGGGUAUGGCGGACGGCUUUGUUUUCAAACCAGAGCAUGAUAAUCCGUCGGAUUGCCCCGGGACAUCGGCUGAUUUGUUGUCUUCUCUGUUUCAGAGGAGGAUGGAUUUUCAUCCGGCUAGGAAGAGUUUCAAUGGGUUUGAUAACGGCGGCGGCGAUUUUCGAUUCGAGACCCUAAACCCCAGUAGCUCACUUGCUCACAAAUCUGGUUCUAAUGUGGAUCACUCAGCUUCCAAGGGGAAGAAGAUGGAUGGGUCUGAGCUUUUAGAGAAUGGGUUGGACCCCGAGCUCAGUUUCGAGAUCACCUUUCGCCGAAUUGGUGCUGGUUUGCAAAAUCUUGGGAACACCUGUUUUCUUAACUCAGUGUUGCAGUGUUUGACGUAUACAGAGCCUUUGGCUGCAUAUCUUCAAAGCGGGAAGCAUCAAAAUUCUUGCCAUGUAGCUGGAUUCUGUGCGCUAUGUGCCAUUCAGAAGCAUGUUAGUCGUGCUUUGCAGUCAAGUGGGAGAAUAUUAGCACCAAAGGAUCUUGUUUCUAAUUUACGAUGUAUAUCUCGUAACUUCAGAAAUGCUAGACAAGAAGAUGCUCAUGAAUACAUGGUAAACUUGCUGGAAUCCAUGCAUAGGUGUUGCUUGCCUUUGGGCCUGCCAAGUGAAUCUCCUAGUGCCUAUGAGAAGAGUUUGGUACACAAGAUUUUUGGUGGUCGCCUUCGAAGUCAGGUCAAAUGCAUGCAAUGUUCUUAUUGCUCCAACACAUUUGAUCCAUUUUUAGAUUUAAGUCUUGACAUAGUGAAGGCAGAUUCAAUAUAUAAAGCAUUCAAAAACUUCACUACUCCCGAGCUGUUGGAUGGAGGGGAAAGGCAGUAUCAAUGUCAACGAUGCAAGCAAAAAGUUAAGGCUCUUAAGCAGUUCACAGUUCACAAGGCUCCCUAUGUCUUAACUAUUCAUCUAAAGCGGUUCCAAUCAUAUAAUCUUGAAGAAAAGAUCCACAAAAAGAUUCAGUUUGGCCCUACAUUAGAUCUGAAACCUUUUGUCAGUGGUUCAUAUGCUGAUGGAGAUUUGAAGUACACUCUUUAUGGGGUUCUGGUCCAUCAUGGUGGUAGCACCCGUAGUGGUCACUACUAUUGUUAUGUUCGAACAUCCAGUGGCAUGUGGUAUGCCCUUGAUGAUAAUCGGGUUUCACACGUUGGUGACAGGACUGUUUUUGAGCAGCAGGCAUACAUGUUAUUUUAUGUACGUGAUAGAAGAAAAGUUGUUCAGAAAAAAUCAAUCGAUAUUGCUUUGAAAGAGAAUAUGAAAAUGUCUACCAGUUCAAAUAGAAGCGAUUCCGUUGUCAACCAAGGUCUGAAGGACAACUGUGCACAAAAUUGUACAUUUGAAAAAAAAUUAAAUGGCCCUACCAGCGAUGAAUUGAGAAAAGAGUCAAAAGACUCACCAAACAUGGGUCCAUCAAAAACAAAAAUUUCGAAUGGACCAUCAGUCCAGAUAGAAAUUGAACAGGCAAGCACGGAAUGCUCGGUACCAGUAACAGUAUCCAUGCCGACAUAUUCUUCAAGGGGAGUCUUGCCACUAAAAACAUUCAGCGAGGAUAUUAUGCCAAACUCAAGUCCAGCUGAAGAUUUAACAUCUUUACCCGUAUGUAUGAACAACAACUUUGUUGCUACUAAUUCCGUAAGCUCUUUGGCCAGAGCAGCUGAUAUAGAAAUCGGCCAUGUCAAUAGAGGCCUGGGUGUCUUAGUUGCUACUUCUCUCAAUCUAAUUGAUCCCAACACUUCUGCCAUUCCACAGGCUGAGCUUCUGGUUUCACAUGUGCAGAAUGGUAAUGCUGCUUUAACCGAAGAGUCUGGCUGUAAAACGUUAGAGAAAUCUUACCCGGAGAUAUUACCAGAUCAACCAAAGUCGGAAAGUAGCAAGGUUGAUAUACCAAAUCAAAAGUUUGUUGGUAACUUGUCUUCUGAGGAUGCUUCUGAUUGUAAAAAAUUGAUGCCCGAUGAGUCAAAUAAAAUGUCAACUUCUUCAAUUAUGACAUCUGAAUUGUUGGUCACAAAAACUCCUGAUUCUAAGCAUGGCAGAAGAUUGAAAAGGAAAAAUUUGAAGUACCAUCUAGGAAGUUUGCAUCUCAGCUCAAACAUUCUUUUCAAGGCAUCUUUGAGCCUGUGUAAAAAGAGGAAACAUAAAAGGAAAAAGCGCCAAUCUGCAGGGUCCAAAAAUCUCACCGAGGAAAGCUUGUCUAGUACAGAUGGCAUCUCAUCUGAUCUUGGUCCAUCUACAUCCGAGAAAGCCAAGUCCAUUUACUUAGUUUCAACUUGUAAGUCCAGGAAGAAGGCUAAGCAUGGUUCUAGAGAAGGUAAUGGUAUUUCCACAAAGAAUGAAGCUCAUAAUGUGGAGGAGCUGACUGAUAUAGUUGAUAAAGGAAGUGGAAAAAGAAGUAAAGAGGAAAGUUCUGAGCUUGCAACAAAGAAAAAAUUGAACUGUAGCAGUGACUCUAUCAUAGUAGCUAAUCACAAGGAAUCCAUUGAAGUGAAUUUCCCAAAAGAUAGAAAGAUAAACGCUAAUCAAGAUGGCUUCCGUUGUGUUCUUACCAAUGGUUUUCAAAAUACAGUUGUCGAGCAGUGGGAUGGGACAAAAAUGCCAUCAUUUGAGAAUGGGUUCAGUGGCAUGGAGACUAUAAGAAGCAUCGGCUAUGUUGCAGAUGAAUGGGACGAAGAAUAUGAUCAAGGGAAGAGGAAGAAGAUUCGAGAAUUUAAACACUCGUUCGGUGGACCAAAUCCUUUCCAAGAGAUUGCUACCAAGAAAUCGCAGUUCAAGAAGCUAAAGCUGGACAGAUCUGGCUCUGCAAAAGAACCAUUUAGGAUAUGAAGGAACAAGGGACGUGCCCACAGGCUUCAAGUUCUCACUUGACCAACCACUGCGGGUACUUAUAGCAAUUUUGAUGUAGCAUUCUUGUUGGGUUCUAAAUGGUCCAUUGAUCAAGUGUUUUUGUUUCCCCUUUGGGAAAAGAGAGUAGAAUUUUAGAUUUUUUUUCAUAUGAAUUUGACUCCCUGUUCCYGAGUACUUCAUGAUAAUGAGACGGAGAAUUAUGUAACUUGGAUAUUGUUUUAUCAAGAAACAGUAUGAGUUUUCUGUUUCCA
This is a messenger RNA of Momordica charantia (bitter melon), 3332 nucleotides long. RefSeq names its product ubiquitin-specific protease 23 (gene UBP23). The record is from RefSeq and is a predicted model, not a curated record. Gene Ontology annotation, biological process: protein deubiquitination. Gene Ontology annotation, cellular component: cytosol; nucleus. Lineage: Eukaryota; Viridiplantae; Streptophyta; Magnoliopsida; Cucurbitales; Cucurbitaceae. Gene Ontology annotation, molecular function: cysteine-type deubiquitinase activity.